ACAGGUCGCUAACGUCCUGUUCUUGGACGCACCAGCCGGAUCGGGUUACUCGUACGACGCCAUCGGAAACUACUCCACCGACGACGAGCAGGCAGCAGACGACACGUACCUUGCCAUACAGGACUUCUUACACAAGUUCUCCCUGUACAACACCAAUGAUCUGUACAUCGUAGGCCAAGGUCACGCGGCCACGCACGUGACUCUCGUUGUCGAACGGCUGCUUGAGGAUCCUGCGGCGAAACUGAUGGGAUAUGCUAUCAACAACGGAAUCCUUGACGAGCGGUUCAGGGAAAAUUCCCUAAUGUUCUUCGCCUACUACCACGGCCUCUUUGGACGGAGACUGUGGAAGAAGCUGACUACCAACUGCUGCAACGGAGUUAUUAAUCGGACGUCGUGCAAUUUUGUCGAUUCCACCAUAACAACCUGCCUGGAAGCGGUAAAAGAAGCUGGAAACAUCAUCGAAACUCAAGGGUUGAACCUGUUCAACAUUUACGCCAAGUGUGAGUCAUCGAAAAAUGAGUCCACUUGCUCAACCGAGAGUGAUGAAAUGAGUGCUAUGAGCCGGAGGUCUCCGAAAUGGUUCGUUCGUCAUCCAGGCGUGACACCGAAGGACAUCAGGCGGAGCCCCUCAUGUUUGGACACCUCUGGUGUUACUGCCUACAUGAACAGGGAAGACGUUAAAACGGCUUUACACGUACAGGAAUCUCCAAAUGAAUGGCUACCAUGCAGCGACGUCGUCAAGUAUAAUAUCAUGUACAAGGACCUGCGAGAAAUAAUCAAAAAGAUAUCGUCCAGCGACAAGGUUAAAGCCCUGUUCUACUACGGUGACGUCGACAUGGUGUCCAACUUUCUCGGUGCCAAGUGGUUCAUCGACAACCUUCGAUUUCAGACAUUAGUCACCUACGAGCAAUGGCUUUUCCAGCAACAAAUCGGCGGUUACGUGGAGUACUACGCAGGGAAAAUUGACUACCUCACAAUAAAGGGCGCCGGACACAGAGUUUCAAGAGACAAGCCACCUGUCUCACUGCAAAUAAUAAAGCGCUUCAUUGCAAGUUCACCGUUCUAGAAAAAAAAAGAAAACCCACGUACUUUCUGUUUAACACUUUCUGCUGCUGUUGUUGACACCUUGAACAAAUAAAUCUUAUAAUAGUCGCGAA
Molecule: messenger RNA, 1157 nt
Organism: Dermacentor albipictus
Lineage: Eukaryota; Metazoa; Arthropoda; Arachnida; Ixodida; Ixodidae
Product: lysosomal protective protein-like
Biological process (GO): proteolysis
Molecular function (GO): serine-type carboxypeptidase activity
Source: RefSeq, a predicted model, not a curated record